AUGACCUCGAUUGCUGCCGCUGCGGGCAAGGUUCAGUUCAUUCCCAAAGACGGUGGAUCGUACUUUUACGAAUCCUUCUCAUGCCAACAAGCCGUCACCCUCGGUUAUGGCGGAAUCCAGUUCACUCUUCAGGGGCCAGCUGGAGGGUCUGUUGCAUUCGAACUACAGACAUCUGCGAGUUGCAACGCCAGUGACACAGGCAAUUACACCAGCUCCUACAAUGUUAUCAGCGGCUUGACGGGAAGCCAGCAGACCAUCGACUUGCCACUACUGGGCUUUGACAACAAUCCCAACUAUGAUGCCAUCGUUGGGCUUGUCUGGUCCGAGUUCUCUCAGACGAAUGCCAUCUGGUCCGUCGGCAACAUCAAGUUGACUUGCGGAGCUGUGGCUGUUCCAACCACCACAGCUGCCUCUACCACUACACUCUCUUCCACAACCCGUUCCAUAGUACCAACCUCCACCACUCGCUCUGUCAUCACAACGGUCACUAGGUCAUCCGCCAGUCCGACAGCUACUGCCUGCUCGAACUUGCUGAUCGAUGACUGGGAGUCACAAUCCCGCCUGACCUUCCUGGGCUACAAUGCCAUGAAUCAAGCCUCGAACGAUGACGGCACCAUGUCCUCCAUCGUGGUCAGUAACCACCGCGUCCUGCUGACCCCCAAGAACCAAGAGUCGUACUUUUACAGCCAAUUCGGCUGUCUGAACACUAACGACAAGUACGGCGGCAUCUCCUUCCGCAUCCGCGCCGCACGCGGCACCACCUUUACCGUACAAAUGUCCUAUUUCGCAACCUGCGGCUCCAGCACCGGGCGCAAGACCAUCUCCAUGACGUCCACACAGCUCAAAUGGACCUUUGACGGCACCGAGCGACUCUACUGGUUUCCCUUUUCCGUCUUCACCGGCCUGGACACGACAAAGCUCGAUAUGAUCUACUUUUCGUCCUUCAACGCCGCCGUGAUCCUCGGCCCCAUGUCCUUCUACUGCGGCAGCACCGCCUCCGAAUGCAUCCUCCCUUCCCUCCCGCCGCCUGCCAACACGGGCGCGUCCCCGACCGUGCCGGCCCCUUCCUCCAACGCCAAGCCCUUUGUCAUUGACACCUUCGCCAACAAGGACACCAACAGUCUCGGCCAGUGGCACGGUGGCGACGACGGCAUGACAGUCACUUUUGGCAAGAACUCCAUCACCAUCCGCACCAACGACUCUGACCUCGGCUGGAACACGCAGCUAGCAAGCACCUGCUUUGACAUGACGCCCUAUUCCACCGCCUAUCUGCACGUCGCCUACAGUGGGAGCAACAAGUUCUCGAUUGCCCUCCAACAACACAAUGCCCACUGCGACGACUCCAUCAAACCCUACCCAGAAACCUGGGACUCGCUCGAAGCCGCGCGCUACUCCUUCAUCACCACCGGAGGUAAAUCCGACAUUUACAUUCCCAUCUCCCACUUCCACAUCAACCUAACCCGCACCAUCGGCUUCAACCUCCGCGGCUUCUUUUCCCCUUCCGAAUCAACAACCAUCACCCUCCUCGAAAUCAUCCCCUCCAUCCCCUCAGGUAUUUCCAUCCCGCACAAACUCCCCUCCGGCACUCUCGUCUUCGCCUGCACGCGCCCCAACUCCUUCGCCUUCGCCAUCGACGACGGCGACCCGCACCUCGCUCCCCGCGUCAUGUCCAUCGUCGAAGCCGCCCAAAUCCCCGUAACCUUUUUCACGGUGGGCCUACCCCUACUAGACCCGUCCACGAACUUAUCCAAAAUCUACCGCGACAUGGCAUCAAAGGGCCACCAGAUCGCUUUACAUUCGUAUACCCAUCCGAAAAUGGAAGGGUUGCCUACCGUACAAGAUAUAGAUUGGGAAUACCAAAAUGAUAUAGGGGCUGUGCGACAGACGUUUCCAUCUAGUAAGAUAAGUCCGUAUUUUCGGCCGCCGUUUGGGACUGAAGGGGCGAGGAUGCGGCAGCGGUUGGUUGAAAACUUAGGAAAUGAAAAAGCGUAUAUAGUGGGCUGGAGUGUCGAUGUGGAGGAUUGGUUGUGGGCGGAGAGCGAGACGCCCGAGAAGCAGCUGGAGGCGUUUAAAAGAGAUUUGAAAGCGGGGGGAAACUUGGUGGUGAUGCAUUAUUUGUAUGAGAGCACGGUGGGGUAUUUGGAGGAGUUUAUACAGUUGGCGAAGGCGAGUGGGAAGCGGUUGAUGAGGGUUGAUCAGUGCAUGGAGGAUCCAGAGGCGCCGCCUUUGACGUGA
Messenger RNA from Neurospora tetrasperma FGSC 2508, 2235 nucleotides. RefSeq lists its product as uncharacterized. The record is from RefSeq and is a predicted model, not a curated record. Gene Ontology annotation, molecular function: hydrolase activity, acting on carbon-nitrogen (but not peptide) bonds. Bases 1 to 2235 code for a protein of 744 amino acids. NCBI's taxonomy places the organism in Eukaryota, Fungi, Ascomycota, Sordariomycetes, Sordariales, Sordariaceae. Gene Ontology annotation, biological process: carbohydrate metabolic process. The transcript has 2 exons.